Glossina fuscipes is the source of this 1683-nucleotide messenger RNA. RefSeq names its product apoptosis-inducing factor 3-like. The transcript has 2 exons. The coding region runs from base 1 to 1683 and encodes 560 amino acids. The record is from RefSeq and is a predicted model, not a curated record. Gene Ontology annotation, molecular function: 2 iron, 2 sulfur cluster binding; oxidoreductase activity, acting on NAD(P)H; flavin adenine dinucleotide binding. Gene Ontology annotation, cellular component: cytoplasm. NCBI's taxonomy places the organism in Eukaryota, Metazoa, Arthropoda, Insecta, Diptera, Glossinidae.
AUGGAACCGUUUAAAGUAGAUCUUGGCUAUCUUCGGGCAAUGCAAGAGAAACCCGUAAUUGAAGCAUACACUAAACCAGUAGCCGUAUGUCAUGCUAAGGAUGUGCGUGAACAUGAAAUGAAAGAAUUCGAGUUUAUUCAUGGCAGGAAAGUUUUGAUUGCCAAGUACGGUGGCCAAAUCCAUGCUUUAGGUAAUACAUGUACGCAUUACGACGCUCCGUUGCACACUGGCGUGUUGGGUAACGGGCGCAUCCGUUGUCCCUGGCAUGGAGCCUGUUUCAACAUUGAAACUGGAGAUAUUGAAGAGUGUCCCGGACUCGAUUCGUUACCGUGCUAUAAAGUAGAAGUCGAGAGAGGUGGUUUAGUUAUGGUGCAGGCAAAAUUAAAAGAUCUUGAAAGCACGAGACGUUUAAAAACGAUGGCUAAACGUGAUCCAGAAAAUCCUCUCACAUAUGUUUUAGUUGGUGGGGGCCCAUCUUCGCAAGUGUGUGCUGAAACUUUACGCAAAGAAGGUUUCACUGGCCGUAUUGUGAUAGUAUGUAAAGAAUCAUAUUUGCCUUACGAUCGCUCGAGGAUUUCAAGGCGUUUUGAUUUGAAAUUUGAUGAUAUACAAUAUCGUCCACAACAAUUUUAUGAUGAGCACAACAUAGAGGUGUUUGUAAAUUCUAAAGCAAUUGAAGCAAAUGUCGAGGAGAAGCUGGUAAUAAUGAAAGAUGAUAAACGUUUAUUUUAUGACAAAAUGUACAUUGCCACCGGCAGUAGUCCGAAACAAAUACCAAUCAAAGGUUUCAAUUACCACAAUGUUUUUACUAUGCGCAAUUUUGACGAUUGGAGACGUCUAAAAAAGGCUAUCGGUAAGAAUACACCUGUGAUUUGCGUAGGUUCAAGUUUUUUAGCUAUGGAAAUAGCCCAAGCAAUAAAAACUUAUAUGCCAUGCAGCGUUACUGUUGUGUCUCGCGCGAAAAUUCCAAUGCAAAAAAAAUUCGGAUUAAAAAUUGGUGAACGCAUUCUUAAAAUGUAUAAGGAAAAAAUGAUAACAAUGAUGAUGGAAACUGCAGUCCUAGAAGUUAUAGGAAAUGACUUGGGAGUUACACACGUCAGACUGAAUGAUAAUCGGCAGUUACCCUGUAAGGUUUUGAUAAUCGCAGCUGGGAUAAAAUUUAAUACUAAAUUCUUAGUCGGUUGUGGUUUGCCAAUUAACGCUAAUGGCUCGAUUGACGCUGACUUAUAUUUACAAAGUAUUGUCGACGAUGUCUAUGUAGGCGGUGAUAUCGCCAAUGCACCUGUUUAUUCCGAUUAUAAUCAUCGCUCUAACAUCGGCCACAUUCAGGUGGCCCAAAAUCACGGCUAUGUAGCUGGGGUAAAUAUGCACGGUUCAAGGAAAAUCGAAGUUCGUAGUGUGCCCUAUUAUACGACAACGCUGUUUAAUGUGACUUUACGCUGUUCUGGCUUUGGUCUUUUUAAGGACGUUAUAAUCGAAGGCGAUUUGGAGAAAUUAAACUUUGUCGCGUACUACAUAGACAGUCAGGACAGAGUGAUUUCAGUAGUUUCGUCUAAUCGCGAUCCAAUCGUUUCACAGUUCGCAGAAUUUAGAAAUCAAGGAAGAAUUCUGCGGCGUUACGAAUUGGUAGACCUCAAUAAGCCGUGGGUAAAUCGUUUGAAAGGGCCAAUUAAAUGCCAUUAA